AUGCAUGAAUUCGAUAGAGAAGAGGGCCGGCUGGAAGCACGACACCAUGGGUCUUCCGGAGAGCGGUCUUUUAUAGAACGACUGAAGCUAGAACUCGGAGACUCCCCAGGCAUCGACUUUGAAAGCAGAUUGCGCGUGAAAGAGCGACUGGCUCCCAGGCUGUUUCUGCUAGGAGUCCCAAAUUGCUUAUCGAGGACUUCUGCGCCUCUCCCACAGCGCGAGAGGGCACAGAUCCUAGUCAACCAGGCUUUGGAUGCGCACUUACUCUACAAUGCUCUGCAUCGUCCCACCUUCACUUCUGUCUUUCAGUUGUUGUACUCUCUCGAUAGAGAAGACUACGGAGAGUCAGAGAUUAACCACUUUCCCCUCCUCUACUCGCUGAUGGCGGUAGGCUGCCUAUUCGAGAAACACAACGAACAUCACCCCGCGGAGCCAUUAGGGGGCUCGCUUGCUGAAGGUUUGAAGUACUUCGAAACCUGCCGCGAUAUGGUUGACCUCGAAUCUUGUGAUAAUCUUUUUGCCAUGCAGGCCAUUUUUUUCAUGAAUAUCUUUCUCAUCAGCACAUGUAGAUUAUCCCGGUGCUACACGUAUGUUUCUCACAUGCUUUCUUUGGCUUUUCGCAUGGGCCUGCACCGUCCCAGUAAGACAGAUAGUCCGGUCGUUGUCGAGACCAAACGAUCUCUUUUCUGGGCUAUAUGGCAACUUUUGGUCACUUUAGCUUCCAUGUGCGGCCUCCCAAAGCCUGUACCUGCUGAUGAGAUAGGGAUGGAUCAUCCCGAGGCUAUAGCCGUCAGUGUUCAGCCAGAUCAAGAAAGUGUAGGGGCCAAGCAGAGUGUUCAGGUCCCAGAAACGAUACCGAGUCAUCUGAGUUACCUGAAACUUCAUGAGAUUCUUCACAGAGUUGUGAAGAGCCUAUAUCCUCCAAGCACUAUGCAGCAUCGGGAUGCGAGCGAGUUAUUGAAGCACUUUGUCACCAAGGAUGCCGUUUUCAAAUUCGAGGACGAGCUACGGAGAUGGGCCAAGCACCUUGCAAUUCGUGACAUACUAGCAAAACAUGAGGACAGUCACUGGUCUCGAAGUCACAACAAACAGCAAGAAGGCCGAAAUCAUGCACUGGCCGGGAUUCGUGCAAGCUGUAAUAUCAUCCGUCUCGCGCAGGAUAUGCACCGCCAUGGUCUUCUAUUUGGAUCGCAGUGGCGAGUGGCACAUAUGAUCUCGACAUCUGCACUCACACUUCUGUACGUUCUUCUUAUCGAUAAGACCUCUAAAAUGGUGCGAUAUCUCGAGGCCGAGCUGGAUAUAGCCAGGGCCAUGCUUAUCACUCUUCGACCUUAUUGUAUCCACUCGCAACGUACGCACAUCGCCUUGACGGGUCAAAAUUGCAAGAGCUGGCGAGUGCAGGUGAUCAAGCUAGUCUCGCAGGAGAAUCAACCUAUCUAG
Aspergillus aculeatinus CBS 121060 is the source of this 1440-nucleotide messenger RNA. Its product is annotated as fungal specific transcription factor domain-containing protein. Gene Ontology annotation, molecular function: sequence-specific DNA binding; zinc ion binding. Gene Ontology annotation, biological process: positive regulation of transcription by RNA polymerase II; DNA-templated transcription. Bases 1 to 1440 code for a protein of 479 amino acids. The record is from RefSeq and is a predicted model, not a curated record. Gene Ontology annotation, cellular component: nucleus. The transcript is spliced from 4 exons. NCBI's taxonomy places the organism in Eukaryota, Fungi, Ascomycota, Eurotiomycetes, Eurotiales, Aspergillaceae.